UGUGUGGACAAGGAGAGAUCUUCGUGCAUUCAUUAGGCAUCCAAGUGUCUCAUGUGUUGGUUGUGGCAUAAUGGGAUGCUUAGGAAACAAGCAGGGUUCAGUUUCAGUGAGGUUUCAGUUACAUGAAACAAGCUUCUGCUUUGUGUGCAGCCAUCUAGCUUCAGGGGGCAGAGAAGGGGAUGAGAAAUGUAGGAACUCUAAUGUUGCUGAAAUCUUUUCAAGGACCACAUUUCCUAGAGGCCCUUUAUUUGAUUUGCCAAGAACAAUUCUAGAUCAUGAUCAUGUAAUAUUGCUUGGAGAUUUAAAUUAUAGAAUUUCUCUACCAGAAGAAACAACACGCUCACUUGUUGAAACAAGGGACUGGGAUUCCUUAUUAGAAAAUGAUCAGCUAAUGAUGGAGCUAAUGGCCGGAAAAAUAUUAAAAGGAUGGCACGAAGGAGUAAUCAAAUUUGCUCCUACCUACAAGUAUUUUCCAAAUUCAGACAUGUACUAUGGCUGUUUUUGUCAUGGAAAAAAGCCAGAGAAGAGGAGAGCACCAGCAUGGUGUGAUCGAAUAGUAUGGUACGGGAAGGGUUUAAAGCAACUUCAGUAUGCUAGAAGUGAAUCAAAACUAUCAGAUCACAGGCCUGUUAAAGCAGUGUUUUCAGCAGAAGUCAGGGUUUUACCAGAGUUGACAAGGGUGCAAAGCUUGUUUCUAUCAGAAAGAUUCGAGCAAAUUGAAUCUCCUUUUGAAGUUUCCACCACUGAUGAAUUUGUAUUUAGGAAAAAAACAUCAAGCUUCCGGUUGUAAAUAUUAGUGUAAUUAUGAACAUAAACGUUUAAUUUACAUUGCAAAAAGACAACUACUAGAGAACUUCAGGGGAAUGAAAGUGGAAAACUUCUUGGACAUGACAUAUUGUUAGGACCGAUGACCCAAUAGCAGGCCCAAGGGAAUCACUUGUUCAAGAGGGGAGUGGAACCAAGAUAUGGAGAGUAUAUUCUAGAAAGGGGUAAAGGGGGAAAUAGAGCUAAGGGAUAACUAACUAACAGCCAGCUGUUGAGAGAGAGGGUGAGAGCUGAUUGUAAUCCCAGAGUAUAAGGGACGUUGAGAAAGGUGGAGAGGGCAUCUUGUGUAAUCUAGUGCAUAGAAAUGAAUAGGAAGCUUUGAGCUUCCUAUAAGAGCUUAGCUCUGGUCAAAUUCAGGAGAUAUUACUCCCUUUCUGUAGUUCCCAAACCCAUUAAUAAGCAAUCGAAUACAUUUUCAGUUCAA
Messenger RNA from Lotus japonicus, 1249 nucleotides. Its product is annotated as type IV inositol polyphosphate 5-phosphatase 9-like. Gene Ontology annotation, biological process: phosphatidylinositol dephosphorylation. The coding region runs from base 71 to 790 and encodes 239 amino acids. NCBI's taxonomy places the organism in Eukaryota, Viridiplantae, Streptophyta, Magnoliopsida, Fabales, Fabaceae. Gene Ontology annotation, molecular function: inositol-polyphosphate 5-phosphatase activity; phosphatidylinositol-3,4,5-trisphosphate 5-phosphatase activity; phosphatidylinositol-4,5-bisphosphate 5-phosphatase activity. The transcript is spliced from 5 exons. The record is from RefSeq and is a predicted model, not a curated record.